Messenger RNA from Aspergillus puulaauensis, 2106 nucleotides. It is a transcript of the gene VMA1, whose product is annotated as H(+)-transporting V1 sector ATPase subunit A. Bases 1 to 2106 code for a protein of 701 amino acids. Gene Ontology annotation, molecular function: proton-transporting ATPase activity, rotational mechanism; ATP binding; ATP hydrolysis activity. The transcript has 5 exons. Gene Ontology annotation, biological process: proton transmembrane transport; ATP metabolic process. The record is from RefSeq and is a predicted model, not a curated record. Lineage: Eukaryota; Fungi; Ascomycota; Eurotiomycetes; Eurotiales; Aspergillaceae. Gene Ontology annotation, cellular component: proton-transporting V-type ATPase, V1 domain; fungal-type vacuole membrane.
AUGUUGGGAUUGGGCGUGCGUCGACUGAAGUCUCGUCCGUCAUUGCUGGAUCUGAUCGCCAACCGUGGUGGUGGUGUAGUUGAGCAGAGCUCCCCCCGAUCGCAGCAGGAGAGUCCGGCAUCACCGCCCAGACCGGCCGACCUGCCACCGCUCCCCGUUUCGCCCACUCCGUUGUCCUCCAGCGACAGCACCAGCUCAAGCACCAGCACCAAAAGCACCCCCAUCCCGCAGCCCCUCCUUUCGUCCUCGUCCCCCAUCCAAACGCCGGCUCCUCACACCAUGGCCCCCUCUGGAAAGGGCUCUUCGAGCUCUGAGGAUGUUAACGCUGGUGCUGUCUUCUCCAUCUCCGGUCCCGUCGUGGUGGCUGAGAACAUGAUCGGUUGUGCUAUGUACGAGCUGUGUCAAGUCGGUCAUGAUAAGCUAGUCGGAGAGGUUAUUCGUAUCGAUGCGGAUAAGGCCACCAUUCAGGUCUACGAGGAAACAGCUGGAUUGACGGUCGGUGACCCCGUCUGGCGAACUGGCAAGCCUCUUUCUGUCGAGCUCGGCCCCGGUUUGAUGGAAACGAUCUACGACGGUAUUCAGCGACCCCUGCGAGCUAUCUCCGACGAAUCAGGCAGCAUCUACAUUCCCCGUGGUAUCAAGGUCAACGCGCUGGAUCGCAAGAAGAAAUGGGAUUUCACGCCCGGAAAGUACAAGGUCGGCGACCACAUUACAGGUGGUGAUAUCUGGGGUACAGUUCUCGAGAACAGUUUGUUGAACGACCACAAAAUCCUACUCCCUCCCCGUGCCAAGGGUACCAUCACUCGGAUAGCGGAAGCCGGUAGCUACACUGUUGAGGAACAAUUACUGGAGAUUGAGUUCAAUGGCGUCAAGUCGACACACGGUAUGAUGCACACCUGGCCCGUCCGUGUGCCCCGACCGGUCAACGAGAAGAAGUCCGCCGAUGAGCCGUUCGUUGUCGGCCAGCGUGUGCUGGACUCUCUCUUCCCCAGUGUGUUGGGUGGUACCGUCUGCAUUCCUGGCGCUUUCGGAUGUGGUAAGACUGUCAUCUCACAAAGUGUGUCCAAAUUCUCCAACAGUGAUGUCAUUGUCUAUGUCGGUUGUGGUGAGCGUGGGAACGAGAUGGCUGAAGUGUUGAUGGAUUUCCCCGAGCUCAGCAUUACGAUCGAUGGCCGCAAAGAGCCUAUCAUGAAACGUACCUGCUUGAUCGCUAACACCUCCAACAUGCCUGUCGCUGCUCGUGAAGCUUCCAUUUACACUGGUAUAACCAUUGCGGAAUACUUCCGUGACCAGGGAAAGAACGUUGCUAUGAUGGCAGACUCCAGUUCCCGAUGGGCUGAGGCUCUUCGUGAACUUUCCGGUCGUCUUGGAGAGAUGCCAGCUGACCAAGGUUUCCCCGCCUAUCUCGGUGCCAAGCUUGCUUCGUUCUACGAACGUGCCGGUAAGACGAUCGCUCUCGGAAGCCCCGAGCGAGAUGGCAGUGUCAGCAUUGUCGCCGCCGUUAGUCCUCCCGGUGGAGAUUUCUCAGACCCUGUCACUACUAGUACGAUGAGUAUUGUCCAAGUGUUCUGGGGUUUGGACAAGAAACUGGCGCAGCGCAAGCACUUUCCUUCGAUCAACACAGGUAUCUCUUACAGCAAGUACACGACGGUCCUGGACACCUACUAUGAAAAGCACCACCCCGAGUUCCCUCGCCUGCGUAGACAGGUCCAAGAGCUUCUGACAAAGUCUGAGGAUCUUGACCAAGUCGUGCAGCUGGUCGGAAAGGCUGCGCUUGGUGACUCCGACAAAAUCACAUUGGAUGUCGCCGCGAUGGUGAAGGAUGACUUCCUGCAACAAAACGGAUACAGUGACUACGACCAGUUCUGCCCUCUCUGGAAGACAGAAUACAUGAUGAAGGCAUUCAUGGGCUACCACGACGAAGCACAGAAGGCGAUCGCCCAAGGCCAGAAUUGGCCCAAGGUCCGCGAUGCGACUACCGACAUCCAAACCUCCCUGCGGCAAAUGAAGUUCGAGAUUCCAGAGGACGAGGCGGACGUGUCUUCCAAGUACGAGAAGGUUCUGCAAACCAUGUCGGAGCGGUUUGCUUCUGUGUCGGAUGAGUAG